Molecule: messenger RNA, 1538 nt
Organism: Aphis gossypii (cotton aphid)
Lineage: Eukaryota; Metazoa; Arthropoda; Insecta; Hemiptera; Aphididae
Product: platelet-activating factor acetylhydrolase-like
Exons: 9
Coding region: 133-1338 (401 amino acids)
Molecular function (GO): 1-alkyl-2-acetylglycerophosphocholine esterase activity
Source: RefSeq, a predicted model, not a curated record
UAGGAAAACUGCUCAGUCGCCGAUUUCGUUAACGUUCAACUAGUAACUAUAUACUUACGUGAAACAACGCGCUAAUCCUACAGUAAUUUAAAAGUGAAUUGCCGUUUUUAAAAACACUUAAAUACGUUAGAGAUGAACAAGGAACAAUCAAAAAAGCUUCAUAUACCUUUUCCGACAGGUCCACACGCAACAGGAUGUAUGGAAUUGAUGACAGAAUAUUCCAAAGAAGGUUGUUUUGCGAGGAUAUUUUACCCAACUAACAUUCCAUCUGAUCAAUUGGGUAAAUACUCAGAUAAAUGGGUUCCAUGGAUUCCAAAUGAAAUGUAUUUGAAAGCAUUUGCCCAUGCUCUUCGUUUACCUUAUUUCAUAUUCAAGUAUUUUCCACCACUCAUCGGUCAAGCACCCUAUUACAUACCAACCAUUAGUGAUGCACCAAUAUCGGACAAAGAACAAUCGUAUCCCUUAGUCAUAUUUUCACAUGGUUACGCAGCAACGAGAUUUGUUUGCUCUGAUUUUUGUAACACUUUAGCGUCGUACGGAUUUAUAGUCGCUGCUAUUGAACACAGAGACAAGUCAUCGCCUACUACGUUUUACUAUGACUCUCCAGAAAAUGCAGAACAGGACAAUCCCACGUGGGUCAAUCAUCGACAUUUUCAUCAAACAUACAACUCGGAUAAUUAUAUCCUGAAAAACAACCAAUUAAAAGUUCGGCAUAGAGAAUGCACCAAACUUCUAAACACAAUUUUAGAUAUCAAUGCAGGCGUUUCUGUGAAGAACGUACUCAAAUCAUCAUUUGAUUUAAAACAAUUCAAAAACAAGAUUGACGUUAAUAAAAUAAUAACAUCCGGUUUUUCAUUUGGUGGCGCAACCUCGAUGUAUAAUGCAUGUUAUGACUGUCGUUAUAAAGCUGUUAUAGUUAUGGAUGCUUGGAUGUUUUCGUUAAAAUCAGAACCUUUAAACAUUCAACAACCAAUAUUAUUCAUCAACACACAUACAUACAACUUUGAAGCCAACAUAAGAGUUAUUCGCCAGUAUUUCUAUUCCAAAGGUAUUCGACAACUAUACACAAUAAAGAAAACUACUCACGAAAGUCCCACGGAUACAGCUUUCAUACAUGGUCACUGGUUAGACUUGCAAAUGUUGAAGAAGUUAGAUGCUAAAACAGCAUUAAAUCUGCAUAGUAGUCUAGCAGUGCAAUUUUUACACAGCACAAUCGGUUGGCCGACAAAUUCUGACAAAGCACAAAUAUUUAUAAAAGAACAUUCCGACGACUUGGUGGAAGACUUAAUUUGUUAUACAAAAAGAAUAAAACGAAAAAUUGGUGUUUAUCCUUGGUGAACAUUGCAAAUGUAUAGAAGAAUAAUAACAAUUAAUUGUUGUUGUUGUUGUUGUUUUUUUUUUUAAAAAUAAGUUUUUAAAAAUACGUGGUUUUAUUAAUUUUUAAGGUUUAAUAAAUAAUAGGUUUAUUCAUUUUUACUGUAUGUAAUUUGAAUUAGAUUUUAAGAUAAUGUUCAAAUAAAAUACUAUUUAAAUUAAAA